This is a messenger RNA of Penicillium nucicola, 2034 nucleotides long. RefSeq lists its product as uncharacterized. The coding region runs from base 1 to 2034 and encodes 677 amino acids. The record is from RefSeq and is a predicted model, not a curated record. Gene Ontology annotation, cellular component: nucleus. NCBI's taxonomy places the organism in Eukaryota, Fungi, Ascomycota, Eurotiomycetes, Eurotiales, Aspergillaceae. The transcript is spliced from 2 exons. Gene Ontology annotation, biological process: DNA-templated transcription. Gene Ontology annotation, molecular function: DNA binding; DNA-binding transcription factor activity, RNA polymerase II-specific; zinc ion binding.
AUGUCGAACAGGGCUCGUAGAUACAUGAGCAAGCGAGAUCGCGCGUGUGACUCCUGUCGCACCAAGAAGGCAGCUUGUCGUAUUGACCGAUCGCCUCCCUGUUAUCUCUGCACACUUCAUGGGAAAGAGUGUACAUUCAUGCAGCCAACAUCAAGACCACGACCACCGUUUCUCAAUAGAGUGCGUCCAAAUUUGAAUGGAGAGAUGAACCCGCUCCUGGGAUUUCAGGCGGUCUCAGUCGGGGACUCAACCGAGGAUAGUUUAAUGGCGCUUGAUAACGAUGCAGCCAGUGUGGUUCUCACUGGGCCCCAAGGAUUUCCAGAUAUUUUCGAGCGAUCUGGGGCCUCGGUUUCGGGGGUAUUUGAAGAUGGGAACUGGGCGACUGGAUUUAGUCCGGGCAACUUCUUUUGCACAUCCCCGCAACCGCCCGGGUCUCAACAGUUGAAAGACGUGGAAACCCCAAAUACAACUAUCCCAGCAACCCUCUCACAGGAGGUUUCCGUUUGUCUUGAUACUCACGUUUCCAUGACAGCACAAUUGCUGGGAAGUAGUGGCGACAUGGACCCGUCGCUGAUCAGUCGGUACCAGUAUGACACAUCCGGGGCAUUUCGUUUCAAAAAUCUCAACAUCCAAUCGAUAUCCUCAGGCUCCAAUCCAACACAGUUUUUAAUGUCAAACCCAUCAGUAUUCGGUUUCAGCAGGGAAGAAAAUGGAUGCAGCAAAGUUUCAACCAUUGACACAAGGCAGAAAUUGGAAUUAUUGGUACCAGCAGAUAUUGGCCGCAGACUUAUCACUCUGUUUGAUACGAUCAUCCUAUCACAAUAUCCUUUGCUCGGGCCAUCGGGUCAAUUGGAUCCCAAGACUACUCCGCCGCAUUUUCUUGCCAGUGCGUACUUAAUAGUCGAGCCCUUUACCAAAUUUGAUGAAAAGCUUUGCAUUGAUCUUGCAUACGAUAAGCCAUCUGCCGUCGCACUUCAUCAAAUUAUCAACGAUGCGAUUCUAUAUGAGAUCCAUGCACCGAAGCUAUGUAUCAUACGUACAUUGCUUACAUUGGUCAUUCGACCUUACCCAAACCCGAUUGUGCUUGACAGUGGCUUGAAAUGGACACAGCUUAGUACCCUUGUUGCUUGUGCUCAUACGCUUGGACUACAUCUAGAUCCAAAGUCUUGGCAAAUAUCCUCACGAGAAAUAUUCCAGCGUCGAUCCUUGUCUUGUCUCAUUUAUUCGACAGACAAGUGGCUUGCUUUGAGUCUUGGUCGCCCACCCUUGUUGACUUAUGAUAAUUGGCUCGUGGCAGGUCUUAGCCAAAGUGAUUAUCUGAUCAGUGGUCUUGACCCUCUGGCUUGGUCAAAUGUUAUGAAAAAAGCGGAACUCGACUCUCUACUUGACCGUGUUCUUGUACAAUUAUACUCCCCUCGCGCUGUUAAUGAAUUAUGUGGCGAUGUUCAGAGAACUGUUGCAAUAACGGGUCCACUACUUCAGGAACUUCAUUCGUGGCAUAAAGAAUCAUUCACAUCAUCAAGCCAGCCUUGCUCAUCAGAUCAAGGAAGAUCAGUGAGACAGGACAGAACGCUUGAAAUGAGCUAUCAUUAUAUCCAUUUAAUCAUCUGUAGGGCUUUUCUCAGACCGUUCCUACAGCCAGCAGCCGAACUAUCGAAUGAUGCACCUGGGGCAGAGUAUUUGAUGACAUAUCAGCAGGCCCGCAUCUCAGGAGAAGCAUGCAUCAUGGCAGCAGCUCGUUUUAUACAUGAUCUAAGACCUGAGGAUGUCGAGACUGUAUGGCCAGCCUGGAGUGCCACCGCAUUCUCAUCCAUAUGUUUCCAAAUACUGGAGAUAGCCGCACGAUCCGGUGAUCGCAGGGAGGCAGACAAAUGGGUAGCUUGUCUCCGUGACGUACGUCGAGACAUGCGCUUGAAGGCCGAAUUCUUACCCUGCCUGCAUCUAGGCCUUUUGCGAAUUGAUUCUAUUUUUUGGAAGGGAGUUGAAAAUGUGUUGCAUUUGCAUAAGCAUGUCCGGGAAGCCUUUGCAUGUUGA